Molecule: messenger RNA, 795 nt
Organism: Rhopalosiphum maidis (corn leaf aphid)
Lineage: Eukaryota; Metazoa; Arthropoda; Insecta; Hemiptera; Aphididae
Product: protein FAM177B-like
Exons: 4
Coding region: 279-701 (140 amino acids)
Source: RefSeq, a predicted model, not a curated record
UUUGGUUAUCGUAUUCGUUAAAUGUUGUAUUGUUAUGUAGUAAUUUUUUUUUUUUUAGGUGAUUGCGUGACAUUUUUGAAAAAUAUACUACAGUUGUAGUAGUAGUAGUAGCAGUAACAGUGUAUUUAUAAAUAUAUAAUCAUAUUUAGAAGACUUGAAUUUUCUUCUGAAUAUUCUGAAUAAUAUAAGCAAAUUAUAUCGAUUUCUCGGGCUUACAAGGUCAGUUCAAAGAAGUGUGCAUGUCUGUGCUUGUCAAACACUUUAAUACCACUUGAACAAUGUCAUCAAAACCAAUAUUGUUAAAGGAGAAACCAUUUGUCGACAUGGAAGACAUCAAUAUACAAAUUGAACCAUGUAAAACAUAUUUUAGUGAUGGGUGUGUUGAAACUGCAGGAACUGAUGAAACAGAUUUACUGAGAGGAGAAUCAAAAACUGAUUCUAAUGAAUCUACUAAUAAUUGGCCAUCAUGGUUACUUACAAAAUCAGCAGUAAUUGGUUCUAGUGCAUUGAAUACAGUUGAUUACCUCGGGGAAUCUUUGGCUAAUUUUUUUGGUAUCACUACACCUAAAUAUCAAUUUGAAAUAAAUUAUCACAACAACAUAAUGCAAGAAAUGAAAGCAGAAAAAAUUGUCAAUGAAGAAAAUAUGAAAGGAUGGACUCAACAACCUCAAAAAUCUACGAUAACGGCAGAACCGUGUUAAGUUUACAUUUAAUUCUUUUGAUUUUGUUUUAAAAAAUACUAAUAAUUUAUACAAUAAAUAAUAUAUGGUUUGUUAAAACUACUUUACUCUACAA